Bactrocera oleae (olive fruit fly) is the source of this 1006-nucleotide messenger RNA. It is a transcript of the gene Cpr49Aa, whose product is annotated as Cuticular protein 49Aa. Lineage: Eukaryota; Metazoa; Arthropoda; Insecta; Diptera; Tephritidae. The record is from RefSeq and is a predicted model, not a curated record. Gene Ontology annotation, molecular function: structural constituent of chitin-based larval cuticle. Gene Ontology annotation, cellular component: chitin-based extracellular matrix.
GCACUUUGUAAUAUACCCAAAGUUCAAGUGAAUCUUCACUCGCAAGCCACACCAAAGUGUUCAAGACUUACUUUUGGUAUAAAUAUUCCUGUUCAUUCUGCUUGCCACACAGUAUACAACAAACACUUUUCAAGUGCUGUGUGUGGUGUGUCGCCUGAACAUUCUCGCCUUCAUUGUGUCAAGAGUGAUAUCCUUGCAACUGAAUAGCCAAUUACUUAGUGCGCUUCUAGAAAUAUCCUGCUUGUGUGGAAACAUAAAAGUUAAUAAUGAAAAUAAUUAUUAGUUUGUUGAUCACCUUGUUGCUCGAUGUCAUACUGGCGCGACCUCAGGGCCCCACCACCGAACCCAUUCCCAUAAUACGACAAGAGCAAGAGGUCAAUUUCGAUGGCUCGUACAAGUACUCGUACGAAACCGGCAACGGCAUACAAGCAGAUGAGGAGGGCUAUUUGAAGAAUGCGGGCUCCGACGCCGAAGGAACGUCAGCGCAAGGCUCUUUCUCGUACACCUCACCUGAAGGUGUGCCCAUACGCAUCACCUAUUUGGCCGAUGAGAAUGGUUUCCAACCGCAAGGCGAUCAUCUGCCCACUCCACCGCCAAUUCCACCAGCCAUACAGAAGGCGCUCGCAUACUUGGCCACCGCGCCACCUCCGCAGGACCAGACCAACUCAUUUGCGGGCAAUCGAAGGGGUUAAAGCGUGUGAGAGGGAGUAAUAAUAACAACAACAAAGCUGUGAAUUUACACUGCUGUAUGCAAAACCUAUGAUUAACACAACAUACACACAUACAUACGCGGGAGAAGACAACUGCACACACGUCUGUAGAAAUUUGAAGCCAUGAGAGAGCGCAGCGAAUAUAUGAGAGUGGUAAAUGAAAGCUAUUAUGCCUGUAUAAUGGAUGCUGCCGUGGGAUUUACUUUAUACGAAAAUACUCAUUUUACGAAAUAUACCUAAAUGUUUACUACAUAAUUAAAAAUAUCUAUUGUAAUAAAGUUUACACAGUCUAAAAA